Messenger RNA from Acanthosepion pharaonis, 486 nucleotides. NCBI's taxonomy places the organism in Eukaryota, Metazoa, Mollusca, Cephalopoda, Sepiida, Sepiidae. The record is from the annotation of a GenBank genome assembly.
AUGUCUUCUUCUCCUUCUUCUUCUUCUUCUUCUUCUUCUUCUUCUUCUUCUUCUUCUUCUUCUUCUCCUCCUCCUCCUCCUCCCCUCCUCUUCUUCUUCUUCUUCUCUUCCAUCUCCCCUUCUUCUUCUUCUUCUUCUUCCACCUUCUUCUUCUUCCACCUCUUCUUUAUCUUCCUCCUCUUCUUCUUCUUCAUCUUCUUCUUCAUCUUCUCCUCGAAGGCGUGGGCAAUCAUGUCUAUCCACUCUUUCCUAACUAAAGUUUCUCUUUUCACUAUCGAACCCAGUUCCUCUCCUAUAUUUCUCACCCUUGCCUCAGUUAUUCUCGUUCAUUCCUGUCUCAAUUGUACAGUAUGCUCAGCACGAUCACUCGUUGUGCGCAUGCGCUGCUAUUUGCUAGUUGGUCAAAUUUGUGAUCUAUCUAUCUAUCUAUCUAUCUAUCUAUCUAUAUAUCUAUCUAUCUAUCUAUAUAUAUAUAUAUAUAUAUAG